Penicillium verhagenii is the source of this 1458-nucleotide messenger RNA. RefSeq lists its product as uncharacterized. Bases 1 to 1458 code for a protein of 485 amino acids. The record is from RefSeq and is a predicted model, not a curated record. The transcript is spliced from 3 exons. Gene Ontology annotation, biological process: carboxylic acid transport; transmembrane transport. NCBI's taxonomy places the organism in Eukaryota, Fungi, Ascomycota, Eurotiomycetes, Eurotiales, Aspergillaceae. Gene Ontology annotation, cellular component: plasma membrane. Gene Ontology annotation, molecular function: carboxylic acid transmembrane transporter activity.
AUGAGCCACAACGAACCAAAUAGAGGUUUGCCCUAUCAGUCUCACGAUGACCAUGAGAAAGAUACUGUGGUGAGCAGCACAGCUGCAGAGGAUGGACUUGAUAAAUAUCAUCCGACCAAAGCCCAAAGCAAUAUCACCAUUGUUAGCUGCUAUAUCGCGAACUUCAGUGAUGGAUUCCAAAACACAUUGGCAAAUCCAACCAAUGUGAUUUUCAAAGAUCUGCUGGGGGCAAGUGCCUUCUCUUCUGCGAUGAAAACGCGCAUCAGCAACUCGCUCAUUGUCGGUGCCAUUUUGGGAGUUGUGGUGUUGGGAUACACCUCGGACAUGUAUUCUCGAAAAGGUGGACUCUUAGUCACCUCGUCACUCGUGGCGAUUGGUACUUUGAUGUCGACAGUUGCGUUGCAUGUGAGCCCAUCACAAAAUAUGCUCUGGUAUUUUGUUGUCGCACGUGGAAUUGCAGGCUUCGGAGUCGGAGGUGAAUACCCUCCCAGUGCAGCAGCUGGCAUUGAGGAAUCUGAUGAGUUAAUGAGGAAAUAUCGCGGGCCAAUGUUUGUCUCUUUCACGACCCUCAUGGCUACGCUGGCGGGCCCAAUCUUGCAGAUCAUUUACCUGGUCUGUCUCAUUGCCAGCGACAAUAAUCUCAAGAUCACAUUCCAUGCCAUAUACUCGAUUGCGACCAUAAUUCCAGUGGCCAUUAUUAUUCUGCGACUGUUUAUGGUGGAUUCAACGCUAUUUCGCCAUUCCAACCUGACGAGCCUCCGUCGUUCCCCCCGCAUUUAUCUGCUGCUGGCUCGGCGUUAUUGGUGGAGGAUCUUUACGACUUCAUGCGCGUAUUUUCUAUACGACUUUAUCAAUUUCCCUAAUAGUAUCAUGUCAAGCAGCAUCCUGUCGUCCCUGGUCAAGGACAAUGAUAUCCGACAGACGGCUAUUUGGCAGGUCAUUCUCGCCGUGCUACCGGUGCCUGGAGUUUUGAUCGGAGCGUGGCUGACCAAUGUCAUCGGACGACGGAAUACGGGUAUUCUAGGCUUUGCAGGCUACAUGAUUCUCGGAUUUAUCAUCGGAGGUACAUACUCUAAACUGUCCAAAAACAUUGCCGCAUUUGUCGUGUUAUACGGGCUGCUACAGGCCUUUGGCCAUAUGGGCCCAGGGGCCACUAUAGGUUUGAUUUCCUCCGAGUGUUUCCCCACCGCGGUCCGAGGAAUGGGAUACGGAAUCGCUACAGCCUUUGGGAGAACAGGGGCAGCUGUGGGAACACAGUGUUUCACUCCACUAGAGGAUGCGGCUGGAAUUAGCUCGACGUUCUACCUUGCUGGUGGAGUCGCCGUUGUCGGUAUCUUGGUUUAUUGUCUUUUGCCCGAGAGCAGUAAGCUGGAUUUGGCAAAAGAGGACAGAUUGUUGGAGGAGUAUCUGGCUGAAAAUGGAUAUCAGAUUGAGAAGGGAGAUCAGAUUGCCUCGUGA